CGUCGAACAGUACACCCAAUUAAUUACUCAUCAUGACUGGACGUGGAAAGGGAGGAAAAGGUUUGGGAAAAGGAGGAGCUAAGCGCCACAGGAAGGUUCUGCGUGAUAACAUCCAAGGAAUCACCAAGCCUGCCAUCCGCCGUCUGGCUCGUCGUGGCGGAGUCAAGCGAAUCUCCGGCUUGAUCUACGAAGAGACUCGUGGUGUCCUCAAGGUCUUCCUCGAAAACGUCAUCCGUGACGCUGUCACUUACACCGAGCACGCCAAGCGCAAGACAGUCACAGCCAUGGACGUAGUAUACGCUCUGAAGCGACAAGGCCGCACUCUUUACGGAUUCGGCGGUUAAACUCCCAGCCUUGAUAGCUUUGAACAAAAAAUCGGCCUUUUUCAAGGCCACCAAAAAUUUAAAACGUAGUUCAAACACACAUAACAUAAUACUUGAUAUGUUCAGCCUCUCUCAAGGCCAACGUAUACUUUAAACACAUCAAACCAACACUUGAAAAUAUAAUAAUUAUCGACCAGUUUCUAGCCCUUGAUAUUGUUAGAAUCAAACAAUUCACCAUUUAUAUAGGUAGCGUAAUUCAAUAAAUUAAAGAAGUUCGAAAAUGAAAAAAAAAUUAUUUUCCAGCUGAACACAUCGUAUACCAAAACAUCAGUCUUCUCAAGGCCAUUAGAAUCUUGACGAAAAUGUAAUCAGUCGUCGGCAUUAUGUAUCUGUGAGCUAGAAAGUUAGCGACCUUGUGCCUAGCAUGACCCGUUGUUUACCGUACGUGUGACGUGUCUCGGUUUAAGCAUUUUCGACUGUCGCUGCUGGCCUGAAUCUUGCACAGUCGCCGAACAAUCGUAAAUCGUAUCUCUUGAAUGUAAUUGAUUUUAAUGCUGAUAAUAUGGAACAAGGACCACAUCAUUAGAUGAAUUUUUAGGCUGCAGAGUCCUGGCAUUGCUGUCAUUUUUUCGUCUUUGUGGCGAUACAUCGAGACAUCAGAACAUUUUCUAGCAAAUUUAAUUAAUAUUUUUCCCAAACUUGAAAUUUAUGUAUAGAGAACAUCAACAUAUGGAAUGUUAUGUUAUCUGUUAAAAAAGCAUUGUUAGACUUCUCAGAAAGCUUAUUUGAAACUUUCCAUUUUCAUUUUAACUCUGUUAGACCAAUGAAAAUAAUUUUUUUUAAGACUUAGAGAGUUUUAUUAAUGUUUGUAAGUGGUGGACUUUUUGAAAAAUCUUCAUGUAUAAGUAUAAAUAAAUUUGUUCACGAAAAAUGAGUUAACUGGUGGACAAGAGUG
Messenger RNA from Trichogramma pretiosum, 1278 nucleotides. RefSeq names its product histone H4. Bases 33 to 344 code for a protein of 103 amino acids. Gene Ontology annotation, biological process: nucleosome assembly. Lineage: Eukaryota; Metazoa; Arthropoda; Insecta; Hymenoptera; Trichogrammatidae. The record is from RefSeq and is a predicted model, not a curated record. The transcript has a single exon. Gene Ontology annotation, molecular function: DNA binding; protein heterodimerization activity; structural constituent of chromatin. Gene Ontology annotation, cellular component: nucleosome.